Orbicella faveolata is the source of this 2122-nucleotide messenger RNA. RefSeq names its product dnaJ homolog subfamily B member 11-like. Gene Ontology annotation, cellular component: endoplasmic reticulum. Gene Ontology annotation, molecular function: misfolded protein binding. Lineage: Eukaryota; Metazoa; Cnidaria; Anthozoa; Scleractinia; Merulinidae. Gene Ontology annotation, biological process: protein folding; protein maturation. The record is from RefSeq and is a predicted model, not a curated record.
UUGGCGUUUCUCCUGUCAAGAAGACUUUGCCGGCAAAAUGGCGGAGUUACACGUGUAUUUUAUUUCAGCUCUGGUUUUGUCUUGCUGUUUACAAAUUUUAGCGGGGAGGGAUUUUUAUACCAUCUUGGGCGUCCCUCGAGACGCAAGCAAGAAUCAGGUGAAGCGAGCGUACAGAAAGUUAGCGAUGAAAUGGCACCCGGAUAAGAACAAGGACGAUCCUAAAGCUCAAGAAAGAUUUCAAGAUUUGAGUGCUGCAUACGAGGUUUUAGCUGAUGAUGAGAAAAGAAAAGUAUAUGACAGACAUGGUGAAGAAGGACUCAAGAACAUGCACCAGGGUGGUGGUGGCGAUCCUUUUGAUCCAUUUUCAAGUUUCUUUGGAGGGUUUGGAUUUAAUUUUGAAUCAGGGCAUUCACAUCAUAGAGAGGUUCCUCGUGGUAGUGAUAUUCAAAUGGAUCUAGAGGUCACAUUAGAAGAACUUUAUAAUGGAAAUUUCAUAGAGGUGCUACGCUUCAAACCAGUUGCUGAGACAGUUCCUGGCACAAGACAAUGCAACUGUCGGCAAGAAAUGAGAACAACACAGUUGGGUCCAGGCAGAUUUCAGAUGUCGCCUGUUGAUGUCUGUGAUGAGUGUCCUGCAGUCAAUUAUGUAACAAAGGAAAAACUUUUGGAGGUUGAAGUAGAACCUGGAAUGAGAGACGGGCAAGAAUAUCCAUUUAUCGCGGAGGGUGAACCACACAUUGACGGUGAACCUGGUGAUUUGAAGUUCAUUAUCAAAGAAUUGCGGCACGAGAGGUUUCGUAGAAGAGGAGAUGACCUUUAUACAAAUGUGACUGUAGCUUUAGUUGAUGCCUUAAAUGGAUUUGAAAUGGAUAUAGAUCACCUGGAUGGGCACAAGGUUCAUAUAGUGCGGGAAAAAAUCACUUGGCCAGGAGCCCGCAUAAAAAAGAAAGAGGAGGGAAUGCCAAAUUAUGACAACAAUCAUGUUAAAGGAGAUCUUUAUAUUACAUUUGAUGUUGAAUUUCCCCGAGGUGGCCUAUCAGAUAGUGAAAAAGAUGCUCUAAAAAAUAUCUUGAAGCAAGAGUCCCAACAGAAAGCUUACAAUGGACUCUAGUUAAUCAUUUAAAGAUAUUUCAAUUGUCUUUCAAUUUAGGUAGUGUAAUGUAUUUUCCAGUUCUCUGAUACCUUAUAAAGAAGCUUUUAAAUGUAAAAAAAUAUAAAAUUUUCAUUCCAAUGUCACCUGGAAUUUGACAGGAUAGCAGUGAUGCACAAGAAGGUGACAAGUUUGUUCGGCUCUUUUCUUUUUGUGGUUUUAGCUUCACUCAUUUGUGAUAUCCUGCAUACCUCAUAAACUAACCUUCCCAUGAACAGUUUCAGUGGAGAAAAUUCUUCCAUGUACUACAAGUAAACCACAUAAAAUUAAUAAUGUUUGAGGCACAUGCGAUGUCUGCAUUUACAAGUAACUGGAGAUGCUUGUUGUAGCUUGAGGUCUCCAUAUUUGGCUGAUAGUUGUUGAGCUGACUAUCAAAGUUGAUAGAACGCUGGGGUGACUGUAGGGUUUUGCUAUUCACCUGACUCUUUUGCAAAAGAUGGCAAGAUCAGCUACCUACACUAACAACAACAAUGUCUACUGAGCACUUCAACACUCUGUGACAACCCCAAGUAUUAAGUCAAUAUAAACCUGAUGUGACCAAAUUACUCACAAGCCAGUGGCUGGUUCAUUAAAAGUAAACAUUGAAGGCACACACACAUACAUUCAAAAACAAAUCAAGGACACAAUCUAGUCCUUCAGUCGAUCAAUGUCAAACAUUUGCAGUGCCAAUUACAUUGAGAUUACCAUUAGUCAGCAACUGGAUAAUGUUAGGAGUGUUUAGUUUGUUGGACAUUUACAGAAGUUUAUUGAAAUGUUUUUAUGGGACAAAUUAUUUGCAAAAUUUGGACAUACAUGGGUGGGUACUGCUGCUGCGGCCCAAGAAAAGCACUGACAGCACCUGCCUUGUGAUACCUGUAAAUAAAGACAAAUUUUAGAGGGAAAGCAUGUUUGAAAAUAACUCAUUUCUACUCUCAGUGCUGGUGUUCAGUUGUGAAAACAGUAAUAAAAAUAUUUGCUGGCACUUUGCCCCCA